AAAUCUUCCUGAUAUCAUCGAGAAGUCAGACUCGGUACGGCUUAUGGUGUCAGUGGCCCUGAUAACACAACAACAAGGAAGAGAGAAGAAGAGGGAAGGUUGUUGUCUUGCAAUAUUCUGCAGCAGUUUUGUUAGAACAUGAAGGACAAAGUACAAACAGUCUGUGGCUUGGUGGAUCCUGACUCUCUGGGUCAGACCCUGACUCAUGAGCAUCUCUUCUUGGAUUUUGAUAUUGCUUUUACCCCAGCCAAGCCAGAGGAGAAACACAUGGAGGAUUGCAAGUUUACUAUGGAAAACUUGGGAUGGAUCAGGCAAAACCCGUACAGCCACAAAUCAAAUAUAAAGUUCACUCAACCUGAAGUAAAGCUGGCAGUGGUGAAGGAAAUGGAAGAGUUUAAGAAACUUGGUGGUGGCACUAUUGUGGAGAACAGUACUUGUGGACUUAACAGAAAUGUUUCCUUUAUGCAUGAACUUAGUCUCCAGCAUGGAAUUAACAUUAUAGCUGGAACAGGUUACUAUGUGAUGGCAUCUCAGAAGAAAGAGACCCUAGCAAUGUCAGUAGAGAACAUGGUGAAUGCUAUGACAAUGGAAUUGACAUUUGGAUGUGGGGAUACUCCAAACAUAAAAUGUGGCAUCAUUGGUGAAAUUGGUUGUUCAUGGCCUUUGCAUGAUUUUGAACGUCGGGCUGUCCAAGCAUCAGGAGAGACACAGGAAUUUGCUGGGUGCCCUGUGAUGUUUCAUCCUGGUCGGUACCAUGGUGCUCCUGAAGAAAUUUUCCAUAUUUAUACAGAAGCCGGUGGAGAUCCCAAGAAGAUGGUGAUGGGUCACCUUGAUAGAACCUUCCAUACAUUAGAUGGUUUGGUGGAGUAUGCAUCACUUGGCACCUACUGCGAGUAUGACUUGUUUGGGAUAGAGACUUCUCAUUACCAGCUUAACACAAGUGUUGACAUGCCCUCUGAUGCACAAAGAAUUGAACGCAUAAAGCACUUGGUUGACAAUGGCUUUGAAGAUAAAAUUCUCAUAGCUCAUGACAUUCACACCUUGCACCGUUUGGCUCUACAAACAAAUCUAUGGCAUGGGAAGGUGGUCCCCCAUCAGUGCCAACUUGUACAUGGAACACCUAGAGGCUGAACACUUUGCCAUCAUCAUCCCCUCAAGCAUCACUUGGUUGCUUUACAUGGACAACGUCCAUGUAAUAACUCCCAAAAGUUUUGACGUACGAAAUCUUCGGGCAAGGCUUAACGCAGUUGAACCAGCGAUCCAGUUUACACUAGAAGGAGAGUCCAGUGACAAGCUACCUUUACCAGAUGUCUUUAUCCACAAAGUAGAUAACAAUAAGAUUUCAAGUUUACUGGAAACCUACAAAUAAAAAUGAUCUCGCACGCUUCUAUUCCAGUCAAGAUACUAAAACCAGAAGAGGCAUUAUCAUUGGAUUUUUCCUAAGAGCAUACCGAAUUUGUAGUCCUGAGUUUUUUGAUGAGGAAUGUACAUACAUUCACCAAACCUUCACCGAUUUACGUUUUCCUUCCUUUUUCAUUAAAGACUGCAAGAAACAAGCUCUUCAGAUCAUUAAUUCCCCACUCACCAACACCACUCCUAACAAAGUUAUAACGCUUCCCAACAACCAGGUUGCAUUGAACGUUUUUAAAGUACUAGCACAAGCUAACACUAGCAUUGCCAUCGCAUCCAGCACUUCAAUAAAGGAUCUAACUAGGACAAAAUCCAAGCACCAUGAACCAGGGGUUCAUGGUGCAGAGGUUUACACUUUACCCUGUGGAGGCUGUGACAGGAUUUAUGUAGGUGAAACAGCAAGGAACCUUGAAACAUGCCUCAAUGAACACAAUGCAUGUAGGAAUGAUAACUUGAACAUCACCUGUGUACAACACCGAAAUUCCACCAAUCAUCUCAUGAAAUUCAGGGACACCUAAUUAGUGAUCAAAGAACCUAAUUUCUGCAGACGCAAGUGCCUUGAAUCAGCAUUAAUCACUGUGUCUGACACAAACAAAACAAAGGCAGCUUCAUCAUCUCUGAGGUCUUAGUGAGAAUCCUCCUGAAAACAGUAAACCCUGCCAUCACAUAGUCUGUUGCUAGGGUUGGUGUCACCCCCAUGAAAUCCAGGGGCGGGGGGAUGGGGGGAGUAAACUCCAGUCACAUCACUACUGCAUGACCAGUGACUAAUGUUUAGCAGUGAGAAUGUUUAAGGGCCAUAAACUAAACAGGAGAAUACUUCUCAACUUUAUUAAUAAAAUAAAUAAUCGUAGUAAUAUUGAGGAAACAAACUCAAAUACCAAUUUGAGUACAGGCAAUAGAUCCUACAUUUAUUCGUCUUCAACAGUGCCAAAAAAAUGAAACUUGAAAAAUAAAGAAAAAAGUUGCAAUAUCAGAGAAACACUGGUUUUGAUUUGACCUUGAGUACAGGUAACAUCUCAAUGAAUCAGAUCUUACAUUUCCUUUCCUUCAAUCCUGCAAAAUCAUCAAUCAAUGCUGUCAACUGACCCAUUUUCUAUGGAUAACAUUGCUAAGUCAGAUAUUCUGGAUUGACUCAUUGUAGACCGUAAAUAGUUUUUAAUCAGCUUCAACUUCAAGAAACUCCUUUCACAAGAAGCCACAGAAACACAUAGUAAGGAACAACCUCAGGCAGAGUGUCAGAGUUGAAAGAUUCAAUGAAAUCUCAUUCAGCUAUGAAUGUUAGUGCAUCCAAUGCGGUCCAGUGCUUAACUUUUUCAAGAUCAACAUCAGCAGCUUGCAGGUAUCUCCUUAGUCUUGGUAUUUCAAGCAUGAGCUCAUUCUUGCAUACUUCAUUAUAGAACACAGUGUCUUGAAGCCAUCACCUCCAAUUCUUCUUCAGAAUGACCCUGAACAUGGCUACCACAGUUUGAUCGCAUCUCUUGUUCAUUAUGAAAAUGAUCAGUGCACUUCAACAUCACCCUCUUGUAUGGGUGUCUCAUGGAAUGACACCCUAUUCCUCUCUGAGGUUUUCCAGGUCCCUAUUUUGGUUCUUAUGGAUUGCCCGGUUUACCUCCAAUGAUCCUACCGCUCUUACUUCAUCUUACCUUACAGAUGGCCCUGCCUUUGACUUACAAUCACUUUUUGACUUUUUGUCAGCGACUGUUUUACUAUACGAAUUUUGACACAUCCCUUAGUGUCCCCUCCAGCCCUUCUCUCCCCUCACCUCUGAUACCCUCUCCACCUAGCUGUGUAUAGCCCCGGCGCUAUUUUCUGCCCCACAGCAUUGUAUAACCCAUGUCAGUUUAGCGCUUUCUUUGAUAAUAAUAAUGUUCUUAGUACUUAAAGUUUGCAACACGAAUGUUUGUAUGGAGGGGAAUCUGCGCCAAAAACAAAAUUUUGCUUCACGCAGUGCAUAAGUGGUUUUCAUAGUUUAUUGGCCAUUUUUUUGUGUCAGUUAAUAGAACAGAAAAUGUACUUGUGAAAUGGAGAUGGUUUUGGACUAGAUGUCUGUUAUUGUGAUCAAAACUAAGCACUAAACCCACAAGGGUCAUACAGUGCUGAGAAGUGGCCUAAAAUAGGUCUCUUGCUGAAAUUGGAUUUUUUGGCAUUUUUCCUGAGGAAGGGUAGGGGGGUCUCCUCCAUGGGAUUUUUCUAGGUUUGUUUCAAUUUAUUGUGAUGGCCUAAACCAUUACCAGUCAUUCUUGGUUAUAUUUAUUAGCUGAGAAAUAUGGUAAAUUUUUUUUUUUUUUUUGUUUUUGCAUGAUAAAUUCAAAAUAGAGGGCAAGUGUUAUAUAGGAGGGGUCUGGAGAUUUGAUUAACAGAGGAAAGGCUGCUUUAAUAGCUGGAUUGAUUAGCAUUUUUAAAUUGAAAUUUGUUGAAUUGUGUAGUUUACUUUAUAGGAUAGUGUUGAUAGUGCAAGAGGCAGUUUCUUGCACUGUGGAUAUUAUUAUUAUUAUAAUCAAAAAGAAGCGCUAAGCCACAAGGGCUAUACAGCGCUGCAGGGCAGGAAGCGAGGGCAUCAGGUGGAUGAGUAAUAGGUUAUGGAUAACAGCAGAGCAGUGGAUGGUGAAAGGGUAAAGGGCAGCAAGAGACUGAGCUAGAAAGGGCUGAGGGGAGUGCGUAAGGUAUCAUCAGAGUUUGUGGAGUAAAUCAGUCGUUGUCAAGAAGUCAAUGAGAGAGUCAGGAUUAAAGGAGGGUCAGAAGGGAAGGUGCACUGUGGAUAGAACAGAGGCAUAUUAGCUAAAUAGCCAUUAAUUUUGAUGGUUUGAUCAAUUUGAUUUGGCUUAAAAUAGGCCUCAAAGUUGGUGAAAUUGCAGUUGAGUAGAGCGCUUCUUAACCUUCAACUUUGCAUCUGUGGAAUUCCUCAAGUUUUGCAUUUUUGGCAUCAUCACUGUUAGAAAAAAUUAUUUUAAGAUUUUUUUUUUUUAAAAAUUAAGACACUGAUGGGCAUUGAUGUCUUAGAUGUGAUUUUAUUGAUGUUGCACAUAUGGCAAGAGUUGUGUAGGAGGAAAAUUACUGUUCUGCUCCUUUAUGGGUGGUAAUUUUUACUACAGGUCGGCCAUCACUAAUCCAGCAUCAUUUGGACCUGUAGUGUGCCGGAUUACAGACUGGUUAGGUUAGAAUACACCUACCACUC
Molecule: messenger RNA, 4585 nt
Organism: Cherax quadricarinatus
Lineage: Eukaryota; Metazoa; Arthropoda; Malacostraca; Decapoda; Parastacidae
Source: RefSeq, a predicted model, not a curated record